GGGCCUUAAAAAAACUUAAUCGGCCCACAAGACAAAACACAAACCCCACUUCUAUUUGUUAACUUGUCUUCUUCUUCUUCCAACAUCUCUCACAUGCGACCUAGUACGACCACUUCCUCUAAUUUUUCCAAUCUUCUUGUUCUUUCACCAUCUUCUCAUUAUUAUUAUUUGUCUCUAAUCAUCUUCUCCUGUCUUUGUUCUUCUUUUUCACAUCAUUAUUGGAAUGAAAGUUUGUUAUUUCUUAAAAUAAUAACUGAUGGGGAUGGCGGCAACACCGUUGGUAAUACCUUUGCAACAUUCUUCAUCUUUAUUGAGUUUCCGUCGGAAUCCACUCUUGACCAAGAUAUCCCUUCCACGGAUCGGUUUCGGACCCCGGGAAAGUCAUAUCCAAUGCGAUAAUAUACGUUCUGCGUGGAACGCGUCUCAGAGCAAUGGGAAAAGAAGAAGUGAGUUGGUGGUGGCGGCGGCGGGAAAGAAAAGAAACAAAUCGCCGGAAAGAUGCGCGGCGGAAGGAAUACUGAUCGAAGGAGGAGAGACGGAGGCGGUACCGAUGAUGCCUGAAAGGAUCAAAGUAGUGAUCUUGAUGGCGUGCAUGAUGUGUUUGUGUAACGCCGACCGAGUUGUUAUGUCAGUGGCGGUGGUUCCACUUGCCGAGAAGCUUGCCUGGUCGAGUUAUUUCUUAGGGGUAGUUCAGUCCUCCUUCCUAUGGGGUUACAUAUUUUCAUCAGUCAUUGGAGGAGCACUAGUGGAUCGGUAUGGAGGAAAAAUUGUAUUGGCUUUUGGUGUAGCAUUGUGGUCCUUAGCCACUCUACUCACUCCUUGGGCAGCUGCACACUCGACCUUAGCCUUAUUGUGUGUCCGAGCUUUUUUUGGCCUAGCUCAAGGCGUUGCAUUGCCCUCUAUGACCACCAUUCUCUCUCGGUGGUUCCCAACGGAUGAAAGAGCGAGUGCGGUUGGUAUAUCGAUGGCCGGGUUUCACAUGGGUAAUGUCGCGGGACUUCUGUUGGCGCCACUCUUGUUAUCUUCUAUAGGAAUCUCUGGUCCGUUCGUUCUUUUUGCAUCCUUAGGUCUAUUGUGGGUGUCAACUUGGUCAACCGGCAUUACUAACAACCCACAAGACAGUCCUUACAUCACCGGGUCAGAACUCAGGCUUAUCCAGGCUGGAAAACCGGUUGACCCGCCGACCAAUUCUACAAAUUCAAACCCACCUUUGCGAAUUCUUUUCUCGAAAAUGCCCACUUGGGCGAUCAUUUUCGCUAAUGUGACUAAUAACUGGGGAUACUUUGUUCUUCUCUCAUGGAUGCCUGUUUACUUCCAAACCGUGUUUAAUGUGAAUUUGAAGCAAGCCGCUUGGUUCAGCGCAGUUCCAUGGGCGACAAUGGCAGUGACAAGUUACUAUGCAGGCGCAGCAUCAGACUUCUUGAUCAGAACUGGUUACUCUGUAACCUUUGUUCGGAAGGUCAUGCAGUCUAUCGGAUUUAUGGGUCCAGGGUUGUCUUUGCUCUGCCUCAACUACGCAAAGACGCCUUCUUGUGCAGCGGUUUUCAUGACCAUUGCGUUGAGCUUGAGUUCCUUUAGCCAAGCUGGGUUUCUCCUAAAUAUGCAAGACAUCGCACCGCAAUAUGCUGGUUUCUUGCACGGUGUUUCGAAUUGUAUAGGCACGUUGGCAGCGAUCGUAAGUACAAUAGGGACGGGAUAUUUCGUGCAAUGGCUCGGCUCAUUUCAGGCGUUUUUGACAUUAACGGCGUGCCUUUACUUUGUCACCACCGUGUUUUGGCUCAUUUUUGCAACCGGAGAACGAAUUUUCUAGAUCCAAAAAAAAAGCUUUCCUUUUUUUUUAUAUAUAUUUUUUUUACACGUUUAGAUCUUCUAAAUAGGAUACUACCUACCACCUGUACAUUAUUUUCGUGCAUGCUUCCCCAACGCCAACUGAGCUAUAAAUUCAGUUUUGUUCAAAUG
Messenger RNA from Capsella rubella, 1959 nucleotides. RefSeq names its product probable anion transporter 3, chloroplastic. Gene Ontology annotation, cellular component: plastid. The coding region runs from base 257 to 1810 and encodes 517 amino acids. The record is from RefSeq and is a predicted model, not a curated record. The transcript is spliced from 8 exons. Lineage: Eukaryota; Viridiplantae; Streptophyta; Magnoliopsida; Brassicales; Brassicaceae. Gene Ontology annotation, biological process: transmembrane transport. Gene Ontology annotation, molecular function: phosphate transmembrane transporter activity.